AGGCCCAGGACCGAGAGAUCUCAGGUGACCACUGGGAAGCCUCAGUCGCUGAAGGGGCUCUGAGAGCCAGCCGCAGAAGGAGGAACCUGCUGGGAAGUUCAUCUUACCUGAGCCGGGAACUCAAGCUGCGGGGGUCCCCCAGCCUUUCCCCUUCGUGGUGGCUCUAGUGGCAGCGUUUGCGCCCCAGCCAAGAGGAUCCGAAUGGCCGUGAGGUGGACCUGGGUAGGCAAGAGCUGCCUGCUGCUGGCGCUUUUAGUAGUGGCUUAUAUCCUAGUGGAGCUCUCGGUCUCCACUUUCCAUUCCUCCCCAGGAGCCGGCCUUGCCAGGGAGUCGUGGCAAAGACAGCUCUCUGACUCUGAGAAAAAGGCAGAGGAUUUGUCUCGACCACUUUAUCAGAAGCCCCCUGCGGAUUCCCAUGCACUCGGGGAGUGGGGGAGAGCCAGCAAACUCCAUCUCAGUGAGGGUGAACAGAAGCAGGCACAAGAGCUCAUUGAGAGAUACGCCAUCAAUAUUUACCUCAGUGACAGGAUAUCCCUGCACCGCCAUAUAGAGGAUAAAAGAAUGUACGAGUGUAAAUCCAAGAAGUUCAACUAUCGGAGACUUCCCACCACCUCAGUUAUUAUAGCUUUUUACAAUGAAGCCUGGUCAACUUUGCUCCGCACCAUUCACAGUGUUCUGGAAACUUCUCCUGCAGUCCUUUUGAAGGAGAUCAUCUUGGUUGAUGACUUGAGUGACAGAGUUUAUUUGAAGACACAGCUUGAAAAUUACAUCAGCAAUCUCGAUAGAGUCCGCUUGAUUAGAACCAAUAAGCGAGAGGGUCUGGUCAGGGCCCGCCUGAUCGGGGCCACUUUUGCCACUGGAGAUGUCCUCACUUUCCUAGAUUGUCACUGUGAAUGUAAUUCCGGUUGGUUAGAACCACUUUUGGAAAGGAUCAGUAGAGAUGAAACGGCAAUCGUUUGUCCUGUUAUAGACACCAUUGAUUGGAAUACUUUUGAAUUCUACAUGCAGACGGGAGAGCCCAUGAUUGGUGGGUUUGAUUGGCGUUUAACAUUCCAGUGGCAUUCUGUCCCCAAACAUGAAAGAGAUAGGCGUUCUUCAAGAAUAGACCCUAUCAGAUCACCCACCAUGGCUGGAGGACUGUUUGCUGUAAGCAAGAAAUAUUUUGAGUACCUUGGAACCUAUGACACUGGAAUGGAAGUGUGGGGAGGUGAAAACCUAGAGCUAUCUUUUAGAGUGUGGCAGUGUGGCGGUAAGUUGGAAAUCCACCCUUGUUCCCAUGUGGGACAUGUCUUCCCCAAUCGGGCACCAUAUGCUAGGCCUAAUUUCCUGCAGAAUACUGCUCGGGCAGCAGAAGUCUGGAUGGAUGAGUACAAACAACAUUUCUACAAUCGAAACCCUCCAGCGAGGAAAGAAGCUUAUGGUGAUAUUUCCGAAAGGAAACUACUUCGAGAACGGCUAAGAUGCAAGAGCUUCGACUGGUAUUUGAAAAACGUGUUUUCUAAUUUACACAUUCCAGAGGAUAGACCAGGCUGGCAUGGAGCAGUUCGCAGUAUUGGGAUUUCUUCCGAGUGUUUAGAUUAUAAUUCUCCUGACAACAACCCCACAGGUGCUAACCUUUCACUCUUUGGAUGCCACGGCCAAGGAGGAAAUCAGUUCUUUGAAUACACUUCUAACAAAGAAAUACGGUUUAAUUCUGUGACGGAGUUAUGUGCAGUAGUCUCUGAGCAAAAGAAAUAUGUCGGAAUGCAAACUUGUCCUAAAGAUGGGUUCCCUGUUCCAGCAAACAUUAUUUGGCAUUUUAAAGAAGAUGGAACCGUUUUUCAUCCACACUCAGGACUGUGUCUGAGUGCUUAUCGGACACCUGAGGGCCGGCCUGAUGUACGAAUGAGAACUUGUAAUGCUCUAGAUAAAAAUCAAAUCUGGAGGUUUGAGAAGUAG
This is a messenger RNA of Orycteropus afer afer, 1938 nucleotides long. RefSeq names its product polypeptide N-acetylgalactosaminyltransferase 4 (gene GALNT4). NCBI's taxonomy places the organism in Eukaryota, Metazoa, Chordata, Mammalia, Tubulidentata, Orycteropodidae. The record is from RefSeq and is a predicted model, not a curated record. Gene Ontology annotation, cellular component: Golgi apparatus.